GAGGCCGGUCGGGUGGUCCCCAGGACGAGGCUGAAUUUAAAAUUAGGGUGUCCUUGGACGUCUGUGGCUGACCUGCUGGCCUAGAAUGGACCAGCAGGACAAAGCAGCAACAGUGGCAAUGGCCUCGCGGCCUCAAGCAACACCACUUCAGGAGCCAGUGACUUUCCGAGAUGUGGCUGUGGACUUUACCCAAGAGGAGUGGGGGCAGCUGGACCCUACCCAGAGGACUCUGUAUCGUGAUGUGAUGCUGGAGACCUUUGGGCACCUUCUCUCUGUGGGUCCUGAUCUUCCCAAACCUGCAGUUAUCUCCCAGCUGGAACAAGGUGCUGAGCUGUGGGUGGCAGACAGAGGAGGCGCCUGGGCCUGCCAUCCAGGCUGGAUUCUUGAACCUGAAGACCACAUAUUGCUCAAGGACCAAGGCCUUCCAAAAAUGGAACCAUCCCCCAUUACAGAAAAGGAUGGGUUUGCAAAGGCUGUUCCUUGUCAUUCUAUGACAGGGAUAGAUCAGGAAAGUGAUGGCCAGAGGCAGGAACUCAAGAAGGACCAGAGUAACUUAGGGCAGUUGAAUGAGCCCAAAGAGAUACCAGUUCAAAGUCAAAGCCACAAAAGUCUUGGACUUGUGGAAACCUGUGUUCUUGGCUUAAACACAUAUCUAUUACCAGAUAUUUCUGGACAAGAGUAUGGCUGUACUUAUGGCUCACAAAUUAAAAAUUCAGAACAUAAUCCAAGCUUAGUUAGACAACAGACAGAUUCCCCAGCAACACAGCCCUCUGAUGACAAUGGCGGUCAAAAAGCCUUUGAUCAGAUUAUGCCCAUUACAGAACUCACAAAAAGUCAGGUGCAAGAUAAACCCUAUAAGUGUACUGAUUGUGGGAAGUCAUUUAACCAUAAUGCACAUCUCACAGUGCACAAGAGAAUUCAUACGGGAGAAAGACCUUACAUGUGCAAAGAGUGUGGGAAAGCCUUCAGCCAAAACUCCUCCCUUGUUCAACAUGAGCGAAUCCACACUGGAGACAAGCCUUAUAAGUGUGAGGAAUGUGGGAAAUCUUUUUGCCACAGUACACACCUUACAGUCCACAGGAGAAUUCACACUGGAGAGAAACCCUAUGAGUGUCAGGACUGUGGAAGGGCCUUCAAUCAGAAUUCAUCCCUAGGUCGACACAAGAGGACACACACUGGAGAGAAGCCUUAUACCUGCAGUGUUUGUGGGAAAUCCUUCUCCCGGACCACUUGCCUCUUCCUGCACCUGCGGACUCACACUGAGGAAAGGCCAUACGAGUGUAAUCACUGUGGAAAGGGCUUCAGGCACAGUUCCUCCCUGGCCCAGCAUCAGCGGAAGCAUGCUGGUGAGAAACCCUAUGAGUGCCGACAGAGGCUGAUUUUUGAGCAGGCACCAGCUUUAACAAAGCAUGAGUGGACAGAACCCCUCAGCUGUGACCCACCGUUGAGUCAAGGUGACAGGACUCAACGGAGCGAUAGGCCCUUUAAAUGUAAUCAGUGUGGAAAGUGUUUCACUCAGAGUUCUCACCUCAUCCGACAUCAGAUAACCCACAACAGAGAGGAAGAACCACUACGUGGAUGUAGCAGAAGGCAGGAACAGCCCUGUAGACGGGGCUCGAGACUCAUUCAGAAUCCAAACUCCAAUUCAAGAGAGCUUCCUGUAGCCCAGGCAAGGGCAGGACAAGCAAGCAGAACCCUGGCCUUGUUUGACCUUCAUGAAAUUAUGCAGGAGAAAAAUCCUGUGCAUGUUACUGGGGUAGAAGAACCUUCAGUGGGCAACUCCAUGCUGUUUGACACCAGAGAAUCUAGAUAGGAAGAUAAUUCUUUAGAUAACUUUUGAGUUUCCAGGCACAAACAUUAUGCCCACACAGUGUAUGGGCGGCAAUAGAUGUUACAAUAUCAGUAUUGACCUCUGACUUCCUAAGGAAGUGGUGCCUCCCACACAGUUGAAGUUGGUGGUUCUCAAAUGUAUCAAACUCAGCUCCUGUUUUUGUUUGUUUUCUGAGAUAAGGUCCCAUGUGGCCCAAGCUGGCCUCAAACUCACUAUAUAUCCAAGGAUGACCUUGAAUUUUCUUAUCCUUCUGUUUCAUUUGCCUCCCUAAUUCUGGGAUCAUGGCUGUGUGCCACUAGACCCAGCAACAACAGACACCUUGAGAUAUCUUCUCCAUUAUACCACAAUGAGUUUACCAGAAAUAAAACCUCUGCACAGGCAUAGUGUGGAAAUAACAUA
Messenger RNA from Mus pahari (shrew mouse), 2230 nucleotides. It is a transcript of the gene Znf8, whose product is annotated as zinc finger protein 8. Gene Ontology annotation, molecular function: DNA-binding transcription factor activity; RNA polymerase II cis-regulatory region sequence-specific DNA binding. The coding region runs from base 86 to 1813 and encodes 575 amino acids. The record is from RefSeq and is a predicted model, not a curated record. Gene Ontology annotation, biological process: regulation of transcription by RNA polymerase II. The transcript is spliced from 4 exons. NCBI's taxonomy places the organism in Eukaryota, Metazoa, Chordata, Mammalia, Rodentia, Muridae.